This is a messenger RNA of Penicillium daleae, 879 nucleotides long. RefSeq lists its product as uncharacterized. Gene Ontology annotation, molecular function: palmitoyl-(protein) hydrolase activity; carboxylic ester hydrolase activity. The coding region runs from base 1 to 879 and encodes 292 amino acids. Gene Ontology annotation, biological process: protein depalmitoylation. The record is from RefSeq and is a predicted model, not a curated record. The transcript has a single exon. Gene Ontology annotation, cellular component: cytoplasm. Lineage: Eukaryota; Fungi; Ascomycota; Eurotiomycetes; Eurotiales; Aspergillaceae.
AUGGAUUUCCCCCUGCCUCAUAUUCACGCUCCGCUGGAGCAGCACACCCAUACGGCCAUCUUCCUCCACGGCCGGGGAAGCAACGGGCCGGAAUUCUGUGAAGACCUUUUUACUUCUUUGACAUCAAACAUGAAGAGCCUACCAGACAGCCUGCCUAGCUGGCGUUGGGUCUUCCCAACUGCGAAGACGCGUUACAGCUCGAGGUUUCAAGAAGACGAAACAUCCUGGUUCGAUGUUUGGUCUACAGACAACAUUGAAGAGCAACAGGAACUAUCAGUCGAUGGCCUGAGAGAAUCGGUCUCUUAUAUCCUGAAACUUCUGACCGAUGAAAUUGAGCGCGUUGAUGGCGACGCCAGUCGUGUCUUUCUCUGCGGGAUCAGUCAAGGCAUGGCAACCACAUUGUGGACCUUCUUUUGCGCCGCAGGGCAGAUCAACCAACCUCUGGGCGGGAUAAUUGGCUUCUGUGGCUGGCUUCCUUUCUCUCACAAAGCGGAGGACCUGACACGCCGCCAACAGGCGAUGGAAUUAUUGCAACAAAGUAGCAACAACCCGUCCUUGAUCAAGCCAAGUAAGCUUGAUAACAAGCGACAGAUGUCAAACUUGUUCCGCGACAUCAUCGACGACCCUGGCCUCCCUCGAAUUGAUGCCUCCACUGAUAUAUCUAUUCUGUCAACCCCGGUGCUCCUAAGUCAUGGCAGAGAUGACCCGGUAGUGUCCAUUCGGCUAGGUCAUCAGGCAGCCAGAAUUCUGCAGUAUUUGAAGGUUCCGACAGAAUGGCAUUACUACAGUGACGCAGAGGCCAAUGGACAUUGGAUCAAAGAACCACAAGGAUUUGAUCAAAUGAUUGAGUUCAUCGAGAAACAUCUUCGCCGUGGUUAG